CGCGCCGUCGUCUACUUCGUGGCCAUGAUGUACAUGUUCCUGGGGGUGUCCAUCAUCGCCGACCGCUUCAUGGCGUCCAUCGAGGUCAUCACCUCCAAGGAGAAGGAGAUCACCGUCACCAAAGCCAACGGCGAGACCAGCGUCGGCACCGUCCGCAUCUGGAACGAGACCGUCUCCAACCUGACGUUGAUGGCGUUGGGUUCCUCGGCUCCCGAGAUCCUCCUCUCCGUCAUCGAGGUGUGCGGACACAACUUCCAGGCGGGAGAAUUGGGUCCCGGUACCAUCGUGGGGAGCGCGGCCUUCAACAUGUUCGUGGUGAUCGCCGUCUGCGUCUACGUCGUCCCCAGCGGCGAGAGCCGUCGGAUCAAGCACCUGCGGGUCUUCUUCGUGACGGCGUCCUGGAGCAUCUUCGCCUACGUUUGGCUCUACCUCAUCCUGGCCGUCAUCUCGCCGGGAGUGGUGCAGGUUUGGGAAGCGCUCCUCACCCUCGUCUUCUUCCCGGUGUGCGUGGUGGCGGCGUGGGCGGCCGACAAACGCCUCCUCUUCUACAAGUACGUCUACAAGCGUUACCGCGCCGACCCGCGCAGCGGCAUCAUCAUCGGCGCCGAGGCCGAGCUCCCCAAGGGCAUCGAGAUGGACGGCGGCUUCCCGGAGGCCGAAACCGGCGGGAUGACACCGGCACCCGAGGAGAAGGAGUUGGAUGAAAGCCGGCGGGAAGUGAUCCAAAUCCUGAAGGAUCUGAAACAGAAACACCCGGAGAAGGAGUUGGAGCAACUGGUGGACGUGGCCAACUACUACGCGUUGCUCCACCAACAGAAGAGCCGGGCGUUCUACCGCAUCCAGGCCACGCGGUUGAUGACCGGCGCCGGCAACGUCCUGAAAAAACACGCGGCCGAGUUUUCCAAGAGAUCUUCCGCCCUCUCGGAAGCGCCGUCGGAGGCGGAGGAAGAACGUUGUAGCCGGAUUUUCUUCGAGCCGUGCCUCUACCAUUGCUUGGAGAACUGCGGGUCGGUGAGGCUGUCGGUGGCGUGCCGGCACGGCGCCGAGGCCAACCACACCUUCUACGUGGACUACAAGGCGGAGGACGGUUCGGCCAAAGCGGGGUCGGACUACGAGUACAGCGAAGGGACGUUGAUCUUCAAGCCGGGGGAGACGGAGAAGGAGUUGACCAUCGGCAUCAUCGACGACGACAUUUUUGAGGAGGACGAGCACUUCUUCGUGCGUCUCCUCAACCUACGGGCGGGCGACGCCGAGGGAAUGUUCGAGGGCGAGUCGGCCGAGCGGCCGGCCGGCCGGUUGGUAGCCCCGGCGGUGGCCACGGUGACCAUCUUGGACGAUGACCACGCCGGUAUCUUCGGGUUUCGGGAAAGGGCGUUGAGGGUCAGCGAGUGCCAAGGGACGGCGGAGGUGACG
Eurypyga helias (sunbittern) is the source of this 1413-nucleotide messenger RNA. RefSeq names its product sodium/calcium exchanger 2-like. The record is from RefSeq and is a predicted model, not a curated record. Gene Ontology annotation, cellular component: postsynapse; sarcolemma; axon. NCBI's taxonomy places the organism in Eukaryota, Metazoa, Chordata, Aves, Eurypygiformes, Eurypygidae. Gene Ontology annotation, biological process: cell communication; calcium ion import across plasma membrane; sodium ion transmembrane transport. The annotation marks the transcript as partial. Gene Ontology annotation, molecular function: calcium:sodium antiporter activity. The transcript has a single exon.